Protopolystoma xenopodis is the source of this 1932-nucleotide messenger RNA. The record is from the annotation of a GenBank genome assembly. Lineage: Eukaryota; Metazoa; Platyhelminthes; Monogenea; Polystomatidea; Polystomatidae.
AUGAACAGAUUGACUCCAGGUGUGACAGUGGUCGAGAAAUCAUCCGUGAGCCAGAUCCGAGUCCGCUGGAAGGAUCGUCUGAGAGCGGCUAAUAGCAGGACACAGGAUGCUCGAAGAGCGCUACAACCGACGCGUUGCACAGUAAACGUGGAUUCGACCGUUGAACUGCCUAAUAAUGAUGGCUUCGGCAGCCAUCAAUUCUUUCACGGAAAGGGACUAAUUGAGCCGGGCUUGAGUGGCGGCAAGUGCAAUCGACUCAUCUCAAACAGCUUUUCCAAUCUUAGCGGAGAGAUCACAGCUGUUCAUGAAUGUGCGAAUCCGGAGGAGACAAGAGAGACCAAAGGGUCAAAAUUUAGGUUGAAGAUGUGCAAUAAUUUAUUGUCCCGGCUCUAUCUCGGAAAAAGUACCUCAAACCUCGUCAGUCUUGCUGGCAAUAGACAGAGUCACUUUAUGCAAAAUGAAUCCAACGCUCCGGGGCAUCCGUUGUGCGAUAGUUAUACGCGAUUAUGUCCACGACAGUGUGAUUAUAAGUUGGAUGACCAUCCGCUGCGCCAGCAAAUAUCACCGCCCUGUAAGCCGGGAUAUUUGGGUCUGGGUUCCUAUAUACCAAGUGGAGAAUUUUUUGCGAAACCCGGAGCUGCUAUGAACGAGCCUGAAGCAACGCAAAAGAUGUCUACUUCCACUGGACAUCCGGCAUCAUGUGAAGCUGGGGAACGUGAUCCAGUAAUGAAGAUGCCCAACAAGUCGGACAAUCGCAAAAAAAGGCAAAAAAAAGAGUUUACAAAGUGGCGGUUGUCAUCAUCGUUAGCUGACUUGGCGAACCAAGGGACUAGUCACAAGCAAGGGAAUUCAUCUCCGAUUCAGAAUCAUAACGUUAGAGCUAUGCUUAAUCUACCUAUUCUUAGUGGGACCACUUCUAGCGUUGACACCUCGGCCCAUUCAGGAGCAACUAAAGAGGUCAAGAUCAGAACGAAGAGUCAAGCGAUCUCGAGACUCGAGAAGGAAUAUAAAGACAAUAGGAUUGCCAACUUGAGUGGAAAAAACAUUAGACAGGCCAGUAGUCCUUCAUGUGAAGAUACAUUUACAAAUACAACAGUGAUGAAAGAAGACAGUAGCCAAAUUUUGUCGCCCUUUAGGCUUGCACAAAAUGAGGCAAUAAUAACAUCCAGCAAUCCAGUUAACCCUGAACCGGAGAGUCUGAGCGUUUUCAAGAUAACCAAAGAGUCUGAAGCCGUCGAAUACAAGCAGGAGGUUGUCAACACUCCACUUAACGAUGCGGCAGCCGAGCUUUCUACCGAUUUCUUCAGACCCUCGUUUCAUUCUGGAAAUUCGAAUGAAAAUUAUUGCCAAAGUGUUGAUAUCGCUAAAGGAUAUUUAGCAGAAAAAGACUUAAAUUCAGAUAGUUUACUCGAAAAGGAAUCUAUAAAUCCACUCGAUUCAGUAUCUGAUUCGUAUGCAGCAGCGAAAAGGCGGGAAGCUGAUUGCGAUGACAUAUCUCGGAUGGCAGCAUCCACUAUCCAAGAAGAAAUCAGAUUCUGUCCAUCAAAUGAGUUGCAAUUGAAUUACUUGGAGAAAGCAAAGUUGUGUGAUACGUUGCAGCCACAGAAUAUUGGGCAAAAUGCGAGCCGAGAUAAUAUAGUUUCUGUCUUUCAACUCUUAGAACGGCCUAUAGCUUCAGUAGAGAAGUGGAAUAUCCCCAGUUUGGAUGACAAAGUUAAGAGCCCUACUUCAUUCGUGGGACACAAGCUUAUGCCGUACGACUGUCAUGAUCAACUUAUAGAGGCUGUAUCCCAAGAUAACUUAUUAAAAACAUGCAGAGGUGUCGGCCAGUGCAACAUUCCACCUCUCCUAAUUUCUGAACGAGAUCACGUUCCUGCACGCAGUGGACCUUAUAUUGUGAGCAUUGCAGCUAAAUCCAUUCCUGAAAAUUAG